Molecule: messenger RNA, 1071 nt
Organism: Hyphopichia burtonii NRRL Y-1933
Lineage: Eukaryota; Fungi; Ascomycota; Pichiomycetes; Serinales; Debaryomycetaceae
Exons: 2
Coding region: 1-1071 (356 amino acids)
Source: RefSeq, a predicted model, not a curated record
AUGGCUACUCCAGAUCUAUUAAGAAGUAUUCAAGAUAAUCGUAUUGAUAAAGUUAUUCCAGAAUCCGUUUAUGACUCCAAUUUAAAAAAGAUAUCUAUGGAAGAGUUGAGAAGAUCUGACCCUGACCAAAUUACUGAUCUUGGUGUAACAGAUCCUUUCCCUCUUUUCACUAAUGAAGCUAUUUCAUUAAUGAGGCAAGAAUUUUUGAAUCGAGAUAUCUUCUUGAAAUAUACAAGAUACUCAUAUAACUCAACAAGUGGAUUGGAUGCCAAUUUAAGAGGGUACGUUAAGGAUAUGGAUACUAUAAAUUGUCCCUUUAUUCAUAGUGCUUGGAACCAUCCUUUGACCAUAGAUUUGAUUAAUAAAAUGGCAGGAGUUGAAUUAGAAAUAAUUUAUGAUUAUGAGAUUGCAAUUGUGAAUCUUUCAAUGAAAAGCGAAGAACAGGCUGCAGAAGAAAGAAUCAGAUUCGCUAGGGAACAAUCUUUGAGUGGUGUAAGUAAUGGUGAAGAUAUUCCGGCUGUUGUUGGUUGGCAUUAUGACUCACAGCCACUUGUCUGUGUUCUUAUGCUAUCAGAUACAACUAAUAUGAUUGGUGGUGAAACUUGUUUAAGAAAAGGGUUAAGAGAAGGUGAAACCACUGAAGAAGUUAUACCAGUUCCGGGUCCCUCUCGUGGUAAUGCCUGUAUUUUACAAGGUAGGUUUAUUGAACAUAUUGCACCUAAACCUUUAGGUUCAAGCGAGAGAAUGACCAUGAUUACUUCGUAUAGACCUAAAAACCCAUUAACAGUAGAAACUGCUAUCUUGAAGACUGUUAAGCCAGAGAUUAAUUGGAGUUCUAGGUACUCUGAUUAUUAUGCUGAAUGGGUUGACUACAGGAGUGAAAUUAUCAAGAAAAGAUUGGAUCAUCUAAACAGCACCAUAAAAACUCGUAGAGUUAACCACAAAUUUGAUAAGGAAGCUGUGAUGGACAAUUUGAGAGAAAUUUCCAAGUAUCUCAGCAAGACUUAUGAGGAAAUGGAAGUGCCGGACGAAGAAUGGAGAAAAAUAAUUCAGAAUAACAAUCGAAAGUAG